GUCUUUUUGAGACAGACGUGAUUGCCUAUGAUCAUUGAAUUAUGUGGCGCAGCUCAAUCGCGGAAUGUGGUCUUGGUCGAUGACCAGUGACCUCCUCUUGAUCUGGACGAUCGGGUAGGGUCAAUUGAGGCCAUGUCCCAACACAGCGAUGACGCUUUGUUGACCCCAACGACCGAAUCCUUCUGGGAACCAGGAAACUACAAGCGAACAACUAAAAGAAUUGAAGAUGGCAACAAGUUGUGUAACGAAUUGGUCACACUUUUGCAAGAAAGAGCCGAAAUUGAAAAAAGUUAUGCGAAGAGUUUGAAGGGAUGGUCGAAGAAGUGGAAUGAAAUUAUAGAAAAAGGGCCGGAAUAUGGGACCAUGGAGGCAGCAUGGAAAGGAACCUUGAUGGAGGCGGAACGUCUUUCGGAAGUUCAUGUCGCUGUUCGUGACAAGUUGGUCAAUGAAGUUAGCCCGAAGAUUCGUGAUUGGCAGAAAGAAAACUACCACAAGUCUAUGAUGCAAAUCAAAGAGAAAAAGGACAUGGACGAUAAAUUCAAGAAGGAACAAAAACCGUGGGCAAAAUUGCUUGACAAAGUAAACAAAGCUCGAGCGGACUAUCACACGGCGUGCAAAAAUGAAAAAACUGCGAUAAAUCAGGACAGAAAUUCUGGGGCUGAUACUUCGCUUUCACCGGAUGCUUUGCGGAAGUUGAAAGACCGUGUGGACAAGGCAAAAGAGGAAGUCCAAAAAACGAAGGAGCGCUAUGAAUUUGCCUUGAAAGAAAUAAACGAUUAUAACCCCAUUUAUGUGGAGAACAUGACCAAAGUGUUCGAGAAGUGCCAAGAAUCCGAAGCCGAUCGACUGAUGUUUAUCAAGGACAUUUUGUUCUUGGCCCAUGAGAGUCUCAACAUAUCGACGAAUCCUCAGUUGCCUCAGAUUUAUGAGGAGUUGCAUCAUACGAUCAACAAUGCUGAUAAUGUCAAAGAUUUACGUUGGUGGUCGAACAAUCACGGCGUUAACAUGGCUAUGAAUUGGCCGCAAUUCGAGGAAUAUUCAGAAGAGUUCCGUGAAAUUGCGAAGAAGAAUCCCAAGACUGGGGGACAUAUUCCGGACGCUAAUAUCACUCUUCUGCAUCAGAGAUCAGUUGGAGAAGAUCUACCAGAAUAUACAGCAGAUGGCCAGAGACCCUCCUACAAGUUCAAGAAACCUGGCAAAGGAAGUGGGAAGGAAAUCAGCUCGAAGCAAGAGACCCAACAUCCUUCGUCUUCCAAUCCGUCUCCCUCCUCAUCCGACAAAGGGAACAAUGUGCAGUCGAUGACAAAAAGCCACGCCCAGCCUUCCACGAAUGGUACGACAGCAAACAAUAAAGACGCGAACCCGUUUGAAGAGGAGGAGUGGGAGGAUUAUUCCAAUGAUGCCUUGGUUGACAACGGGGAAGUUGGGGUGCCCGUGAGGGCCCUGUAUGACUACGAUGGAGUUGAAGCGGAUGAGCUAAGCUUCAAAACAGGUGAUGUGUUCGAAAAGUUGGAAGAUGAAGAUGAGCAAGGAUGGUGCAAAGGAAGGAAGGACGGCCGUGUUGGCCUCUACCCAGCGAAUUAUGUGGAAGCUGUUUCAUCUUGAAAUACCUGAAGGUCGGGGGCACUUCGCAGCGUUUAUACGUUCAUUUUGACGUUGAACUCUUUUUGCAAACGGCCAAGAAGUUUGAUAAUUUGAAACUGCUGAUGAGCGGAGAGCCAUUAUUGCUGGGAAACUCGAGAACAGAAAUUUUUUUAUAUGCAAAAUACUUCAGAUCUGGCAAAUCUUUUUUCAGCGCUUCGUAGCUCCGUGGGGGAAUAUGCAUGUUAUCUAUUCCCAAAAAACGCGUUGUGUGUCGUAAAAUUUGUAGAUUUCAAUCGUCAGAGCGGCUUCAGAGCGUUCGUCAUAGAUACUUUUUUGUGUGAAGCGACUGUGUGAAAACCUGUCGAAAGCAGCGUCAGGCUUUGAAAAAACAAUCUAAUCAGUUUGUGUGAACCGCUUUUUCAUUGCUUCGAGAUUGCCAGUCGUCCCUUUUCACGUCUUUCAAUUUCAAAGGAAUAUCCUGGACUGAAUAUUUUGCUGAAGAUUUCAGGUCGCUAAUUUCAACAGAAAACUCGGAUCUAUUGGUUUGACUCCUUUAGAGUGGUAGUCGUAUUUGAGGUGUGUGCCAAAGCGCAAGGUUAAGAUGAACUUUGCCUCAAUAUCAAUCAUCUGUCGUUCUGAUUUUGACGGCGAGUGCUCUCGAUCUUGCCAAAUGUCGAAACGGUUCUCAUGAACUCGGUCAGUAUCCUAUGGUUUCGCCCUCAGUGCAGUUUGCUUUACACGGUGAUUCCUUCGAUUUCGCGUCAGGAUUCUUCCUCCUAGUGCGAAAAAAAAACUUCGCGUUCAUUCUGAACAUUUAUUUAUUAUACGUGUAGAAAUGUCGUGUUGCUACACGAACAUUCCGCAGGGUGUUGUUUGUUUGCCUUUUUUUUUUGCGAGUGUGGCUGACUGUGUUGCAGUAUGUGACCUGUUGGGAAAACCGUAUUGCUCAUUCACGAUGUUCCCAGUUUAGAGUAAUUGUUUUUGUUUUGUUGACACGUUUUGGAUUUUUUUUUUGAGAAACAAAAGAUGACAUCCUCGUCUUUCAGCGGCGUGGGUGGUGAAAAGCGUCGGGAGUAUUACUGCCGCCCCCCCCCCCCUCCGCGAAAUGACCGGCUUUCAAGUUAACC
Molecule: messenger RNA, 2711 nt
Organism: Notodromas monacha
Lineage: Eukaryota; Metazoa; Arthropoda; Ostracoda; Podocopida; Cyprididae
Source: the annotation of a GenBank genome assembly